Messenger RNA from Salarias fasciatus (jewelled blenny), 3542 nucleotides. RefSeq names its product TLC domain containing 1 (gene tlcd1). Lineage: Eukaryota; Metazoa; Chordata; Actinopteri; Blenniiformes; Blenniidae. The coding region runs from base 242 to 1015 and encodes 257 amino acids. The transcript is spliced from 4 exons. The record is from RefSeq and is a predicted model, not a curated record. Gene Ontology annotation, biological process: plasma membrane organization; phospholipid homeostasis; membrane assembly. Gene Ontology annotation, cellular component: plasma membrane.
CGCUCCGUGAAAACAGACUUCUCCGCUCAGGAAUGAGCCCUGACGGGAACCCCCUCCCAGUCCUCCUCUUCGGGGUCGGGACGCCGGAGACGUGAAGGAAAAGGGCGCAGCGUCGGUGGGACUUCAAGUUCAGCGAGGCCCUGAAAAGAACCAGAGGGGCGCGUACUUCCACUGGGGACCCUGACAGGGGCGCGCUGAAGGAUCGAGGGGCUGAGCGACACGCAAGGGUGUGGAGGAGAGGAUGGAGGCCCUGCUUCCUCUCCUGAAGGGCCACCCGGGCCCCUCAGUGCUGGUGUUCGCUCUGCUCUUCAGGCUGGUCUCCUGGGUGCAGCGGAGGACGCCCGUGCCCCAGCUGGUGAAGCAGGACGAGUUUCGCCACUGGAGGUGGAGGAACCUCAGCCUGUCUCUGGUUCACUCCCUGCUGACUGGGACCUGGGCCCUGACCUGUGCAGCGGCUUCGCCACAGCUGUUGAUCAGGCUGGACUCGUACCACACCCCCCUGUCCUACCUGCUCGUCUGCGUCUCCUCAGGCUACUUCGUACAAGACGCCGCUGACAUUAUCCUGUCGGGACACGCUCGGGGAUCGUGGGAGUUCCUUCUCCAUCACGCCAUGGUCAUCUGCUGCUUCGUGUACACGCUCUACACUGAGCGGUACGUGGCGGGCGCCGUGGUGGCGCUCUUCGUGGAGGUCAACAGCGUCACCCUCCACCUCCGGCUGCUGCUGAAGCUGGCGGCGGCUCAGUCUUCCCUCUUCUACCGCCUCGUCAAGUUCAUCAACAUCUUCACCUACGUGGCCUUUCGCCUGCCCAGCCAGUUCUACCUCACCUGGUACAUCGUCCACAACUACUCCCGGCUCACCCACGGCGGCUUCUUCCUGGCCUGCAUGACCAUCAUGAACGUCAUGAUCCUCGUCUACUUCUACCGCCUGCUCCGCUCCGACUUCUUCCCUCCGAGGAAGAGCAAGGUGGAGGAGACCGGGCAACCGAACGGCGUGAAAAGGUUCCUCCGUGAUUGAGCUGGACUGGUUUACAGGACCGUUGGUGUUAGUUUGUUGGGUUUGAGUCUCCAAGUUUUUAUCACGGCACUGACAACAUUCCUCAUAACAAUUGUUUGUUUUCUUACUGCCAGAGAACAGAUUUCGUGUCAUUUUACAAAGACAGAAGAAUGAAAUGCUCAUUUAAAUCCAACAUUCUGCUUUGAAGCUGUAACAUUGAACAGAAUCUGGAAAUAGAGUUUCAGUAUGUUAAAAAGAGAUCAGAUUUAUAUUCAGUGAGAAUCUGCACCAUCCACCCUGGACUGUAUUGUCUCCAGUUACAGGAAGGAACUGUGAAAACAUGCAGCAGCCAGCCUGGUGACACGGAAUGGAAAACAGAUGCUUCGCAAAACGGGCAGCCAGGUUUGUUCAGGUCAGCUUUGGACAUGUGAUCAAAGCUUUUUGACAGGAUUACCAGCUUCUUCAUGAAGAAAUACCAGCGGGCCACGUAAAACAUUUUAUUCACUCAAGUGCAGUUCGUCCAACUGGCCAGUGUCACGCUCCUCGCUGUUUUGUUCUGCGUUUCAGGAGUGAGUGAAAGACCAAAGAUAUAAAUAGUGACCUCCAGCAGAAAGGAAUUCUUAUAGAUUUUGAGCAAAAAUGACAAACUGGCGGAGCUUGUGAGGAAAACUUUGUGCUAAACAGGUUAAAAGCUUUACUGAUUGUUACAACCAAUGGUGGACAGUAAGAACCCAGCGUAAAGCCAGAUGUAAUAAUCCAAGAAACAUGAGAAAUCCAGUCUGGUAACGAAAUAUUUUUCAAAAAGUGGAAAAUGAUGCACUUGCUGACAACCAUAUUUUGUUCUCUUACUUAAACCCCUGAGAAUUUUUUUUUCGACAUAAAAUAUGAUUACACGCAGGUUUUCAUUGAUGAAAUGUUUACAUACAGUGCACUAAAACUGGAGCAAGUCCUAACCCUGUUUAUUCUUCUCCUGUUGGAAUAUGAUGGAGGACAUGAAUGAGGUGAUAUUCCAGCCCAUGCUAGGCUUCCUUCACACUGCAGGUCUUGAUGCUCAGUUCUGAUUUUUUGCAGGGAGCUGAUUAUUCUUCAUGAUCAUUCCCACUACAUGUUCAGUGUGACCUCUGUCAUGAUUCUUCAGUUCCAGAGCGUUUAUAAACCAGAUAGCGGUGGACCACCUUUAAUUUGCCCGGAGCUGCAGCCAUCAAAUGGCUGGUUGGCUUCGUCCCAUGUCAGUCAUUCAUAUUGUUGAUCACUGAUUGGUGGAAUCGCUACUAAGUCCCGCCUCCUCAGAGCUCCAAGCUGUUACUCUGCAUUUUUGUUGCAGUUUAUAGAAAAUGAAUCACACAGUUAAAAUGAGAAGUGAGUCUCAUUUUCCUGCAGUGUGAAGGAACACUGAUGUAUUUAUUGAGAAGCAGUCUCAUUUUGUUGAGUUGUGUUGAUGGAUGCAUGUAAAAUGUCAUUAAUACCGUUUGUGUGGAUAGGGCGGCAGUAGUGAGUCAAUAUUACCCACAGAUUUUUGAAUUUUUUAAAUUUUUGCCCAAGGAGACUUUGACAUAUGGACAGAGCCUCCUGGAGGAUCGAACACGAGCCCCUCUGAACCACACACACACUAUACCUCACAUGAAAUGUUUUACAUCUCACAAAAGACUGACUGAACUGCAAUAGUUUCCAUGCGCUGUCGGUUAGUGUGUGUUCGGCCAGUCAGCUGGAGUCCUGCUGCCCAAGAUGGUGUUGAAAACAGAUGAUUGUAUUGUAUUGUUUCAACACUGCAGAAAACCUCCCGAUAACCGGACAGAAGUCAGAAACCCAAAAGCACAAAUUUAGGAAAGUCAGUGAUCAGCGAAAUCCGGAGGACUGCAUGUGGCCAAAAAGCAACGUGUUGUGGCUGCAUCUGUUCUCCUCAUCUCAUAAAACUGGGUGCAAUAAGUUGUAUUUCUGUUAUUUAGAAAUACAAAUCUCACAGCACAUCAGCUCACGAUGGCAGUUUAACUCCUAGUUUCUAAUAAUCACUGACAUCUUUACAACUUGCUGCAGUGCAGCUACAUUUUCUACAUUUUCAGUUCCCAUGUCAGAUUCUGCAGCCGCCGUCUGCUGCUUUCCUCUGAAGCCUGUGGCCGCCUCUGAACGCUGACGUCCAGCAGGUUUCUCCUGGUGUCGCCGAGUGUGUUAGGUGUUUUUAGCGGCGCUGUCCUCCACCGUGCCUCCAUGAAGCCAGCCGUGGCUGAAGAGGCACCGCUGGACCUGUUCAGACUGAAGCCGGAGCUUCAGUGAGAGGACAGCCGCAGUACAAUCACUGUCACCAGAAUCAAGCAGGGAUGAAGGCAUUUCUCCUGUUUCCUGCUGUAUAUUCUCUUGGAGUGCGGUUUUAAAAGCUUGAACACCCAGAAGUGGCCUUUAAAGACUGAGAGAUGAGAACAUUUCGUUUUCUCUUUGUUUGGAAGUUCUUCAUCAGGAAUGAAUCCCAAUAACCUGAAAUGAACGGAUGUUUAUGGUUUUUAUGAGCUCUGUGCUUUACAUUGUUGUGUGACACUGAGAAUAAAAAGGUGUU